Molecule: messenger RNA, 1349 nt
Organism: Syngnathoides biaculeatus (alligator pipefish)
Lineage: Eukaryota; Metazoa; Chordata; Actinopteri; Syngnathiformes; Syngnathidae
Gene: dnph1
Product: 2'-deoxynucleoside 5'-phosphate N-hydrolase 1
Exons: 5
Coding region: 742-1161 (139 amino acids)
Biological process (GO): deoxyribonucleoside monophosphate catabolic process
Cellular component (GO): nucleus
Molecular function (GO): 5-hydroxymethyl-dUMP N-hydrolase activity
Source: RefSeq, a predicted model, not a curated record
GUGUUCUCUGCAAAUGUGAGGUAACAUUUUGAGCACGGGUUGGAGACUCGCAGUGGUUUUGAGCACUUAAAGGAACAUUCUGCCGGCUGGUCCGGUGGUCUGCCGGUCCUCCCCACGGUGAACCUCCUCCGCCAGGCUGGCGAGAUGCUUUCCCCAACCCGUCCACAGAUCGCCGUCUCCUCACUCCUUUGUUUUUAUCUCGAUGCGCUGAGGCUCCACUGACGUCAACAGGCUACAUGCAUUGGAGCAUGAGAUGUCAGGAAUCGGAUAAAACGGGCUCAAGGGCCACCUGAAGGUCCGUCCGCGCCAGGAGGACUCUCGUUAGCGCAAAGAUGACAAAAUAAACCCACGCGAUAACCACUGACGUCAACAGGCUACGUGCAUUGGAGCACGAGAUGUCAGGAAUCGGAUAAAACGGGCUCAAGGGCCACCUGAAGGUCCGCCCGCGCCAGGAGGACUCUCGUUAGCACAAAGAUGACAAAAUAAACCCACGCGAUAACUACUCAUCCAAUUGCGCUCACCUGGGCUAUCUAUAUACAGUAUAUGAUGCACAGCGCCUUUGCGGACAUUGCGAUCGAGGAUCACGUGGGAAGAAAUGCGUCACGCCGGAUGUGACGACACGUGCACUGCCGCCCGGCCGGGUCGGACACGUCGCGCCGGAUGUGACGAUGCUCUGACGGCGGGCUGGUGAGCCUCCGUAAAACGUGUUGCGUUCUCGUCUGAAUUUGUCUAAGUUUGAAGAUGAAGAUUUAUUUCUGCGGAAGCAUCCGUGGCGGCAGGGACGACGCGUGCUUGUAUCAGCACGUGGUCAAGACGCUCGUAAAGUUCGGGAAGGUUCUCACGGAACACGUAGGCGACAGUGAGCUCACCGAUACAGGAGAGCAGUGGCAGGAUUCGGCCAUUCAUGAUCGCGACUUGGAGUGGCUCAAACAAGCAGAUGUGGUCGUCGCCGAGGUGACGCAGCCGUCACUGGGCGUGGGCUACGAACUCGGCCACGCCUACCUGAUGAAGAAGAGGAUCUUGUGUCUCUUUCGACCGUCGUCUGGAUUCAAGUUGUCGGCCAUGAUCCGAGGAGCGGCGGAUGGGGAGCGGAUGUUGGUGAUGGACUACAACGGCAGGGAUGAUGUGGACAACAUCCUGGAUAACUUCUUCAAAACAUAGCUUCGCUGAGUCUACUUCAUGUUCUCUCAUGACAAACAGACUGGGGCAGGUUGAAUUGAAUUCUCAAACUGCCUUAUUGUUCGUGCAGCAACAAAGCCAAGCAAGGUGAGGUCCAAGGAGGAGAGGGCAAAGAUAAAAGCAGAAAGGACAACUGCCACCAACCCAUUCCAGCGACACGUCAAAUCUAU